GUACCUUUGUAUUGGACAAUAAGGGCUAGGAACACUCAAGGUAUUGAGGCAACGGCUAUGUGCAUGCUCCACACGUAUGACAAUACAGUUCCAGAUGGGAGGGUAGAUGCUGCCUAUCAGUUUACAAGUCACAGAACGGUGAUCCAAGCCAACGUUGUCGUAUUCGAAGACUCUCCACUAACACCUUAUCACUCAGUUGCUGUGGGAUACAGUCCUGGGGAGUUUGGAAAAGAAAUUUUGGAUUGGCAAAUUCUGCACCUGGAAAACACAUAUAUGAGAAAAGGUGUCAUGUCCGAACUGAAAGAAUUUGCCCCAUCUAAGCCUGGAAAGUUGUCGUCUGCUCCAUUUUCUACGGCUCAUGCAGAUAAUGACAUUGAAUGUGCAAGACUGUGUUUGCAGACAGGUUCAAAAUGCAUUUCCUUUGACUAUGCAAUGCAUACUCAGUCGUGUGAUCUUCAGGAAACAGUUGUUGGAGCUAAGGCGAAACUUCGUGCUGCUGCAUCUUACUUCCAUUAUGAAAGACUUGGAGUUGGCUACAGCGCAUUUCGGGAGUUCUCUCACUCAAACCUCGAACAUGGUGCCCAGUAUUUUAUAAAUGCAAAGAUCACCAACACUCUAGGAUAUGUUGCCUACCUGCCAUCAACUGGGACUCUAGCUGACUUUACUCCUCCUGAACCUGGUCCUGUAGGAGAAGCUGUUUCAGAUGUGUUGACAGCUGAUGGAUGUAAGGCAGCUGUGACUCAAAGAUGCAUCGAUGUCACCAAGGAGCUCAAUCACAGAAAAAUCAUUGAUGGGAGUGCUGGAAGAACGGUUUUCGGAGGUAACAAACCUCUUGAAGAUACGAAAUACACGCUUGCAAACAACUAUAUCUCAGGAAACUGCGAUGGCUUCCACGACGACGAGAGUGGUAUUUGGGGCUACACGUGGGCAGCUGGGACGUCUGUGUGUGGAUCUGAUGUCGUGAAGUUCACUGAUCCUCACGCUCAGCUGCAAACCAGGCAAGACUGGACCUAUACCGGACUGGGCAAGAAUCUCCAUCUGGCUGAUGGUCAGUACUAUAUCACCUUCCAAGCUAUCAACAAUGUUGUACACGGAGGAGCUUUGGUUACAACAGUGUGUCACUCUACACCUGUGACAGUUGACACGACACAGCCCGUAGUACAUGAGGUAGGGGAUUUGUUGUUUGAUGAGGAUUUUGAUAUCUUGGGCGUCUACUUCAAUGUAUCAGACUCUGGAUCGGGUAUUGCAAGAGUGGACUUUGGUCUGGGAAAAACAAAGUAUGAUGUUUUUGUGAGAUCUUACAGCCGUCAUCCCUUUCUCAACCGAGCUGACCCAUACCUUGUGAUAGAAGAUCUUGGCUUGACUCCUGGUGUCCAGGCUUGGGUGCGAAUCAGAGCCGUAAAUUUAGUCGAUCUCUCCACUGCAAGCCAUGGUGAUGUUCCGAUACUCAUUGACUUAACACCGCCAGUCGUUGGUAAAGUACUUGAUGGGGACAAACUGCUUGAAGAUUUGAAAUACCAACAUAGUACUCAAAUGAUUUGUGCACAGUGGGUAUAUUUCUAUGAUCCAGAAUCUGGUAUUGACAGGUAUGUUAAGCCAGUUAUUUCUCAACUUUUCCUUUGUCUGUGAUGACCUGUAUGCAUGUCCUACCAAUAUUUGAAUGAAACUCCUUUACGCAUGUACAUAUUUGUACUAUUUACGUUGACGAUCUAUAUGUGCUCCACAAUUUUAAUAGUAUUUCAUUUGCCACAGUGAUUGCUAAUCUGUUAAGAGACAAUGUUGCCAUAUGCCACUACUUUCAGUUAUCUCUGGGGCGUUGGAACAACAGCUGGGGCUGAUGACAUUCUUCCAUUUACAAAUUGUACGCAUCACGUUAAAUCUGGGUGCAACGUCACAACUCUGCACCACAAUACAACAUACUAUUCAACAGUUGUCGCUUUCAAUGGGGCACUCAAUCAGAAGAAAAUUCUCGCAACAUCUGAUGGAGUGCUGGUAGACAUAACACCUCCACUGCUGGGGUAUGUCCAGGAUGGUGCUGAUAUUGCGAAUGAUGUGGAGUUCAGCUCUCAGAUAGCUACUAUUGAAAGUACCUGGGCCAACUUCACUGACCCAGAAAGCCAUGUACAAGAGUACACAAUGGUGGUAUACGUAAACGAUGAACUGAAAAAGACGUUCCAUAUUGGAUCCAUGACCAGUUACACUGACCAUACAAUGGACACUAAACACAAGGACUAUGUCCGAGUUCAAGUCACAGCAACAAAUGGUGCACGACUUGAAACACAAGCGGAAAGUAAUGGGUAUCUGGUCGACGAAACACCACCAAACAUGAUGUAUAUACAAGAUUCUCAGACAGGCAAAUACCAAAGUGAUUCUUCACACCUUGGGUUCAAGUGGCAUUUUACGGAUGAAGAGUCAGGCAUCUUAAAAUGCAGAUACACUAUAUUUGAAAAGAUUGGCGGUCAGAAGAAAAGGUUUUGGCCAAAAGAUGAGACAUUUGCUGUCAUUGAAGUUGGAAAAGCAGACAUCCAGUUGGAUUCCCUUACUCUCAGAAAUGGGGCCCUAUAUACAACAUCGGUCACAGCUCUCAACAACGCCCUUCUUGCAACGUCAGUAGAAUCAAGUGGAGUUGUUAUUGACACUACGUCACCUACUGUAAAGAAAGUACUCAUAGGUCUUCCUGGGGAAGAGGAGGAGCUUGAUGACUUCGGAAAUGUAAUCCACAUGGAGGAUCAACCGAUGCAUGUGUCUUGGACAGCUCGUGAUCCUGAGAGUGGUAUAGCUGAAAGUCUGCUUUGUGUGAAAAACAAUGCCAUACAGUGCACUCGAAGUGAGCAGUUUACCAACUAUGGAAGCACAUCAUCUGUAAUAUUAGAAGCUCGCAAUUUUAUAUCAGAUGACAAGACCCAGUACGUUGUCGUUAUCAGAGUUACAAAUGGAGCAGGUUUGACAGCAGAAGCUUCAUCAAAGUCAAUACAUGUAGAGAAGGGAAACUCCCCUGGAACAGUCUAUGAUGGUCGAAGUAUCAGUGAAGAUGCAGAUUUCCAGCAGGAUCUCUCCGGUCUCUCCAUGUCGUUCGAUGGCUUCGGUAGUGAUACGUGUGGAAUAGCCGGCUACGACUGGGCGAUAGGAACACAUCCAUAUCUGAGUGACAUAAUGCAUUACACAAACUAUGGACUUACGAUGGUCAGCGACAGUUCAGGAUAUGCUGAAAUAACAAAUACAAACUUCAACAAUGUGAAGUACUAUGUUACAGUCCGGGCUAUAACUGGUGUGGAAUGUCCAGACUCGUACAUCGUAUCAUCAUCAAAUGGUGUAAUGGUUGACCAUGAAGUUCCUGUUAUAAAUCAACAGUACAGAGGUCAAAUGAUGACUUACUCACUUUUGUUUUUAAACCAAACAACAACUCUACCAAUAUCAUGGUCUGUAGAGGAUGCAAAUAUUAUGCCUGUGAUAUCCUGGUCCAUAGGGAGCCUCCCAGUCUCUGGUGAAAAACACACUGUUGAUAUUUCAAAGUCGGGUCUUGAUCCAUUGGACAUAAGUCUUUCAGCAAACAACACAUAUUUCGUGACAACAUAUGGCUCGGAUAUGGCUGGCAACGCGGCGUUAAUGAGUUCACCGCCAAUCACAGUUGAUAACACUCCUGUCUCUAUUAUUGACUAUGAGUGUACACCCUUUGUAUCAAUGAUGUCAACAAUUGUCACUUGUUCUUGGAGGUUUUUCGAAGAAGCAGAAAGUACCAUCACUAACGUAUCAAUCACAGCACGUACAGAACAAGACAGCUCACAUAUAUUAGUGGCAACCAGGCUAUUGGCAACUGAGAGACACUGGAGCUUUGACACAAAUGGAGUUUUUCAAGAUGCAGUUUCAUUCCUGUAUAUAACUCUGGAAAUUGAAAAUGGUGCACAUCUUCGUAACAAAUUCUUCAAAGAAAUCAUCUUUGAUCAGACACCUCCAACCAUAGGGGAAGUGUCAGUAGUUACAUCAUCUAAUCCAUCAUCAAAACAGGAAGUAGUCUGCCAGCAACAAACAACGUUCAUAUCUGUAUUUUUGAAUGGAUUCGAAGAUCCCGAAUCACAGAUAGACAGGUAUGAAGCAGGACUGGGAAGUGAGCGAGGACUGACAGAUGUUCUUCCAUUCACAAAAGUCAGUUUGUCCAAAGGACUGUUUGUAGUUUCAAACCUACACUUGGAAUCUGGAACCCUCAUCUUUGUCAGUGUCCGCAUUUUCAACAAAGCCGGUCUGUUCAUAGUGAAAGAAAGUUGUCCAGUUGCUAUCAGCCCACAACCCUACCUAGUUGUUUUAGAUGGACUAGGACAUGAUGAUAUUAACAGUCAACAUGACUUAACGACCAUUCAGGGAAGGUGGGGCUACUCUGAUCCCUGUCUAGUAGUAUCAGCAGAGUGGGGAGUAGAAGACAUCACAGGGGAGAUUAUCAAAGACUUUGAACAAACCCCUGGGAACGGCCAUAGAUUCUACAAUGAUGAAUUGACAUUGGAGAAUAUGAAGACAUACAGAGUCACUGUGAGAACCACUGAUGCCCUCAACCGCACCAUGAUUGGUAGAUCUGAUGGGGUGAUGGUCAAGAUUCAGCCUCCCGUUCCUGGGAAUGUUCGAGAUGGCAUUUCGUCUGACAUCAACUACCAGCUACCUACAAAUUACCUUGCAGCAAAUUGGGAUCCGUUUGGAGAAAUAGAUGAUUUGGACCCAUCACAGAAAAUUGAAUACUAUGAAGUGGCUGUAGGGAAUGACAGAAGAUAUAAAGAGAGGAGAUCCAAUAUUCAUUUCUUUGAAAAUGUUAGUCUCAACAGAAGUUAUAUCUUUAAGCAUUUAAAUCUAACCGCAAAAACAGUUACAUAUUACAUCACAGUGAGGGCAUACAGUUCUACUGGACGUUAUGAAGAAUCUUUUUCAAAUGGAAUCCGAGUUGGAUUUGGAACAGACAUCGUGCCGGGAGAUAUCGAAGUUGCUGAGUACCAAUCCAGCACCAGUGAAAUACCAGUAUCCUGGUCUGACUUUAUAUCUGACUUUAACAUUCGGAAAUAUGAAGUUGCUGUUGACACUGAAGAACAUACAGAGUCAAAUACAAGCUUGGAAUGUCAGGCUAUUGUCUUUCAGCCACUUGUGGCAUUUGAGUCUGUCAACAAAGACACAAUCAAAACCAUAAAAGGUCUUCAAUUAAAUCAUUCUGAGGUUUACUUUGUCCUUGUCAAAGCUGAAGAUGAGGCAGGGAUGUGUCUGAUUGCAUCCAGUAAAGCAAUUACAAUUGAUACAACAUCACCUGAACCAGGGCAAGUGAUCAUUGAUGGUGGACGGUCAUCUGGUAUUCUAUAUGCCACUCAACUGCACUCUCUACAUAUAAACAUGACAGGAUUUACAGAUGAAGAAAGUUCCAUAGAUUACUACACAGUAGCAUUCUUAGGAGGCUUUUUCUGCACUGAUUCAACGUCCUUAUCCCCCAAAGACAAAGACGUUUUACGUUCUGUCACUGUUUCAACGUCCGAUGCCCACUUCAACGAUCUCAUGUUAGACACAACCAGGCCAUACUAUAUACAGGUUACAGCAGCUAAUAAGGCAGGUUUGAAGACAACUGUGACAAGCAAACCUAUUUUAGCAGAUUACAACCCUCCAGUUGCUGGAAACAUACAAAUUGGGUCAGAUUGGAGGUACAGUUCAAGGUCCUGGGGCGAUACGAAUCUGUUACAGGGCACAAUGCUCAUCAAUACCAACAUACACGAUUCAACAUGUCAAACUGAAAGAGAAGUACUGAAGAAUGACUAUAAAAAGGAAAUAAUGAUUUUGGAUGAUGUUUUCCAAUCCCAAGCUGUUGACAUUUUAGACAAUAACCAUGUCAAGAUAUAUGCACGACUUGACCCCUCGCUGCAAAUGUUUGAGAAAGGAGGAGUCAAAACAAACCCAAUGCUGCUGAUUGAAGGUAACUAUUCAUUUUCUCUUCAGGCUACAGCACGACACAACGUUUCAUCUAUUAUAGGUCUGGUUCAAGAAAGUCUUCCAAGUCCUGAUGAUAUCUUAAAGGCUUAUGCAAAGAUAUUUAUAGAUAAAUGCAAUGGCAGUGCAUGUUCUAAUGGCAACAGGACUGUAUUAACUGAUGAAGAGAGUUGGAACCUUGGCGUUCUCUUGACUAUGAAUAACAUCUCAGAACCCCUCAUUCUGUUCUGGGCCAAGGAUAAAUCCAGAAUCAAAGUUUACAAUGUCCAUGGAGACUUUGACCCAAGUUUCCCACUGAACGACUUUUCCUUUCAAACAAUAAAUGACUCAACACCAUCAACAGAUUCGUGGAAUGUAAAUCUAUUCAUCAACGGUCAGUUGAAGGGACAGCAUUCUGGACUGGACAUCCAAGGAUACGUUGUCACCACAGUGUUCUCCUGGAACAAUAAUGGAUAUAUUCCACAAGUUGAUGAUCCAUUUGACCCAUUCUCAACUAACCUUCUCCUAUCAUCAGUGAGACUACCGCUCCCGCAAAUACAUCCAUGUCGGUAUGGAAGGGCAUUUUAUGAUUCACAGAGUGGUAUAAAGGAUAUUUUUAUUGGUCUAUCAGAUUCUCAGAACACAACUGCAAAUAUAGUACCUUAUAAAAAAGAAAUGUCAUUUUGUGUUCCUUGCAAGGAUCUUUGCAAAGAAAGUUGUGGCUUUGAAGGUUCCUGUUCCCAGAGUACAGACCAACAGGGAUUAUCAAUCAGGCAUUUUGAACUCAGCAACUUGACACUGACUCCGUCUCGGAUGACUGAUCGUAUUAACUACACUGAUACCCAAGUAAGUGCCUACUAUUUUGAUGUGAAAGUAACUGAUCAUGCUGGUUAUGAAAAACAAAUCAAGUCUGAGGCAAUCAUCAUUGACACAACACCUCCAGUGGUGACUGAUGUCACUUGCUUUGAUCCGGACUACUCGCUGUAUGAACCUGCACUGUACAUUGGAAAUGAUCAUGCUGUUAGUGCUAAGUGGGAGAUAUCCGAGGAUUUUAGUGACAUCAACGCAGUCGUUGUUGGAAUUGGAACAAAAUGUGGACUACAUGAUAUUGUUCAAAUGCCCCUUCAAAACAGAUUGAAGAAUGUAACAUUGAGUUCAACAAACGAAAGUCUUCAACAGGAUCAAAAGUAUUUUGUUGGCGUUACCGUGGUUAAUUCUGCUGGUCUCAACCACACUGCAUGCUGUCCAUUUAUCGUUGACAUUAAAUCUCCCACAGUUUCCUCUACUGAACCAGUGCCACUGUUUGUCUCAGCAGAAGAUGUAGCCGGACUGAACGUUUCAGUUAUCGAGUACAAUGACCGGGUUGGAAUCAAGUGGGAUGAUCCUCAUAGUGAUGUUGAUUAUUUUGGUAAGACAAAACCUGAUUUAUUGUUCCUUCUUUUUUAUUGGGGCCAACUGGACAGGUGUUCUGAGAUGUCGUCAGUUUAUCUAUUUCUUUGCUGGGAUCCACCUGUCACUGGUUUGAAUCCAAACGUGUCCUGUCCAUGCAGGUAG
Molecule: messenger RNA, 7479 nt
Organism: Haliotis rubra (blacklip abalone)
Lineage: Eukaryota; Metazoa; Mollusca; Gastropoda; Lepetellida; Haliotidae
Exons: 7
Coding region: 1777-7479 (1900 amino acids)
Source: RefSeq, a predicted model, not a curated record